Molecule: messenger RNA, 4898 nt
Organism: Myripristis murdjan (pinecone soldierfish)
Lineage: Eukaryota; Metazoa; Chordata; Actinopteri; Holocentriformes; Holocentridae
Product: transcriptional repressor scratch 1-like
Exons: 2
Coding region: 18-860 (280 amino acids)
Biological process (GO): regulation of DNA-templated transcription
Molecular function (GO): DNA-binding transcription factor activity, RNA polymerase II-specific; RNA polymerase II cis-regulatory region sequence-specific DNA binding
Source: RefSeq, a predicted model, not a curated record
GCCACAGUUGCAGCACCAUGCCAAGGUCUUUCCUGGUGAAGAAGGUAAAGCUGGAUGAUUUCGCCACCGGGGCGGAUCUGGAGAAUGCCUACCGGCCCAGGACGGACCUCAGCCUGCGGCUUCACGACAAAGCUGGUUACAUCAGUGACUACAUCAGCCCCGGUGUGUACGAUGGUGAGAGUGAUAGUGGGAUCAAGGUGCCCUCCCCUGACCCCCUCUACGAUGGUCUCCAUAGUGACUACGGGGCACCUGACUCUGAGUCCCCCGACAGCCCUGGAUCUGAAAUCACUGACGGUUACAUCAACGGAGACGCUGCAGUGAGCGAGGGGUACACAGUCGAUGCCUUCUUCAUAACUGACGGACGCUCCAGGAGGAAAGCCCUCGGCAGCCCCAGGAGCAUCCAGAGGCACACCUGCAACGAGUGCGGCAAAACCUACGCCACGUCUUCCAACCUGAGCCGGCACAAACAGACACACCGCUCACUGGACAGCAAGAUGGCGAAGAAGUGUCCGACCUGUGGGAAGGUGUACGUGUCCAUGCCUGCCAUGGCCAUGCAUCUGCUCACUCACGACCUCAAGCACAAGUGCGAGGUGUGUGGGAAAGCGUUCAGUCGACCGUGGCUUUUGCAGGGCCACAUGCGUUCCCACACAGGCGAGAAGCCAUUCGGGUGUGCCCACUGUGGGAAGGCCUUCGCAGACCGCUCGAACCUGCGUGCUCACAUGCAGACCCACUCGGCCUUCAAGCACUUCAAGUGUAAACGCUGCAACAAGACCUUCGCGCUCAAGAGUUACCUGAACAAGCACUACGAGUCUGCCUGCUUCAAAGGCCCCUUCUCCCCCCUUGGCCCCCUAGAUGCAUGACCCCCCGCAUAGAUUAACAAUAAACAAGAAAUAGAACUGCAGACCUAGAUUACCAUUAUCCUUACAGACUAAACUGCAGACACGAACACUCUAUUUUUGGUCAAAUUAUGACCUUACUCUCCCUCUCACCCUCUCUCACUUUCUCCCACCUCGCUUUCCCUUGGAGCCUAUUCAUGAAGAUGAAGAAGAUGAAGAUAGCACAAUUUUUCUCCUUGAGAUUUGCCCACUUAAGGAUUUAACUGAUCUACGCAUGCACUUCCUCAAAAAUACAAACUCCACUUCCUCUUCCUCUAUCUAUUCUGGAUAGAAAUAAUAAUACUAACACUGCUUCCUUCUGGCGUCUAGAUACAGUAUGACAACAUAUAUUUUGAGACACUGAUUAUGAUGAUGAUGACGAUGAUGAUGAUGACGAAGACAAUAGUAAGCCUAUAGCUACUGGGUUCCUCCCUGCACUGAAAUGCAGUGAGAGAGUUGUUCCUUCAGAUUUUGUUUUUUUGUUUUCUUUUUUUGGGGAAUAGUAAUAAUAAUAGUAAUAAUAAUAAUGUUCUGCUGCACCAAGUGACCAUAUUCUCUCCACUACUGAGGUAAAAUUUUUUAUUUAUUUAUUUAUUUAUUUAUUUAUUUAUUUGUUUGUUUAUUUAUUUAUUUAUUUUUUUGUUUUAAUUUGGUUACAAUGAGGUGAUAUUGUGAGACAUAUUUGUUGCACUUUAAUUUCUGUAUAUGUAUGUAUAUUUGCCAAUCUCUUUUUAUCACUACAGGCCAAAGCAUAUGUCACUUUUUUGAGUACUAUUUUUCCUAUUAUGUUGUUUACCUUUUUCUUAUUAACAUUAUUGCAUGCAAAAAAAAAAAAAAAAAAAAAAUAAUGAAAUCUAUGCCAACAUCAUAAAAAGCUUAUGAUUUUUGCCAAAAUCCUAUAGAUAGCACCUGAGGGCAAUAUUUUUCUCUUGGAGCCUCCGUAGGACUCUUGAAAAGCAAUAAUCACCUAAUGCAUGGUAUUUUAUGAUGAAGUUAUGAAGUAUUACCUACUACUGUAUAGCAGUUUAAAAAUCAGGUAUGUUUUACUUCACUUAUAGUCAUAAACAGAAAAAUACUAAUAUUACAGACAUCAGGGAACAUGCCAAUGUAGUGUUAGAGAAACAAAAAGAAAAGUCCUGUCUUUCCUCUCUUGUUAUGCACUGCCUGCCUCUUAGUGAGUAGAACUAAAGUAGGAUGUAGGCUAGAGAGGCUGGGAUCAGCUGCCUGCUAGGAGUGACGCCUAUUGUAGGACAACCCCAACCCUGAGAGACCUAUGCUAGGCUAACUUUAACAUGAAAAGUAACAAGCCUAACAACAAUAACCCAGAGAGCCCCAACCUUGGCCAACGCCUUGGUUAACCCUAAACCUCAUUAUAGAGGGACAGCUCAAAUUAAGCAUUCAAGCCAGUUUGAAGCAUUAGCCAUUAUCAAAACGUACCAAGAUAAACUAAAACAGAAUUCAGGAAAAUGGUUUUCCAUUGGAGUUCAGUGAUUUAUUGAAAUUUCUGAAAUAUUGCAAUGGCACUUAAUUGUGUUGAAAGCUCAGGCCUGUUUUGUUCAGACAGUUUGAGUGUAACAGACCUACGACGGACCUUUUAAUAACCCUAGGAGGCCUAUCUUAGCUUUGUCCUGACACUAACAAACACUAAAAUAUGGUUAAGCUAGCAAUCAGACUGGAGGCUUUUGCAACGAGAGGUGCACCACUCCAAAGUGACUGGUAGCACAUGGCUGGCUCCUUAGUAAUUAUGGCUAUGCUUUCAGUAUAAAACCCAGUUCAUGUGUGGUGUAUUGAAGUUGGACUGUGUUCAGCUUUCAAUGCCCGACAUUAUUAUCCAACAUAGCACUUCUAAUGCAGCUCCAAGCCACAGAUCAUGGAUUCUCAAACAACAGAAAUAGCCAGCGCUUGCACUUGUUGGUCCAAUUGCAGCUUAACCGUAACAGGCCCAUUGAUAAGUUAGCCCUAGCCCCAGUUAACCUGCAGUAGGCCAGAUUCAUCCCUAUUGGGGCCGACCAUAGGCUAACCCUAUGCCUAAUAUGCCUACAGAUAGUCUAACUCUAUCCAACUCUAACCCCAUAGAUAGUUUAACCCUUGCUCUAGUUGGCCAACACUAGCCUAGUAUUGCUGAACCCACUUCUCUGCAGCUCAGAAAUCUUUUCUGCAGAUUUGUGGAGCUUCCUGGGAGACAGACUGAGGACACACAGAUAUGCAUGCAAAAUUUGAGUGCCCAUAUACAUAUAUAUAUUUACAAACACCGUAUGUCUACACUGUAAGGCUGCAUAGACACAUGUACACAUGUACAUGUGCACACACACAUACACCCACCCUCACACACACACACACACACACACACACAGUGUCUGCUGAUGAACCGUUGAAGGGAGAGAAUCUGUGGUGUCCUGCUAAACCCCUCUGCUGUCAAGACUUCAGGAACAGAAAAUGAAACAUGUUUAAUAUUCAGAUGGACGGCUCUGUUUGACAAAGGAGUGUUGAUAAUCACAGUGCUUCCUCGGGCAUGAGAUUGCUCAAUUAGAGAGGGGGUUGAUUGAUAACGAAGAUCAUUUAGGGUUGUAAGGACAAGAGUGGAGCCUGCACUGUUACAUGCACCCAUUGCCUAAUAUCAUUUACACCUGACAUGACAUUUAGUGUAGGUAUCUUUUUACCUAAUUGCCCCGUGAAGUUUGAUUCAUCUUUCAUAAUCCGAUCAAGUCAAAUAGCUGACAUCGUGUUGAGUGUGGUGUGUUGCAGGACACUGAUAGAGUUUGCGUCCGUAGUCCUGACCGGAGUCUUUAACCAAAGGGAAGUUAUUUUGAUGAAGCCAUUUGAGCUGAGAAAUUGACAGACAUCUUUCUUGAUCUUGUCCGGCUUUGUCUCUCUCCCUGAUGUCUUAGCUACACACCCGCUGCCACUAUUUGGAUUAAAAUUGUUUAUCAACUAAUUAGUCACAGAGAUCUAGCUUUGAAGAAAAGAUAAUUUUUCUCCAUUGCUGGACUACAGUGCAAGAAAACUAGCUCUCUUGGCUUACAGCUCAUAGCCUUUAUGUGUGAUGCACUGACUUCUCCAACAUUUGACUCAAUAACUAUAACAAACCAUAAAACGUUGGUAGAAAUGUUAAUAAUAACAUAGGUGCUUUCCCCUCGAACACAGGUGCACCACAAAUACAAAUGAAUAUUACAAGCACAAUGAUGGCAAGGACACCACUUUUUAAUUAAUUCUCUCCAUACGCAAAGAAAGUAGAAGCAUCACCUUUAUAUUUCUUAACAGAUUUUGGAGACACAUCAUUAUUGAGGACACACUGUAUGCAGCAGUAUGCUAUUAUUUCUCAUGUCUUCUUGUUCGUGAAAGACAGAGACAAUAAUCUCUAUUGUUGUGGUCACACUGGAGAUAACCAAACAGUGUGAUGGUUACAGAUUUGCUGAAAUGAUGUUGAGGGAGUGUUCGGCUGCGAUGUCUCCAAUUGUUGUUUACAUUUCACAAAUUGUAUUGUGUGUUAAGGACUCUGGUUGAAACUUUGCACUGCAGUCAAAACGUGUUGAGGCGAAUCGGCUUAGUUGUUACUGUGUGCCUGUCUAGCAGUCUUAAGGCAGAAUGGCUUAGCUGCGUGUGUGUCUGUGUGUGUGUCUGUCUGUCUCUGGGUGAGCUCCAGGUCUGUUCUCUCUAAGCACUUCCAUUCUAGUCAUCUCCACCUUAAAGAAAGUAGCACAAUGAAACUAACUAGAAUUCAGGUAGAGAAGAAUUAAAAAUCUUGUACUAGCUUGACCUCUCUUCUUUUUUGUAUUUCCAAGUUAAAGAAUGACGAUAACCUAAAUAAUCAUUUAUUGCAAGAGGGUUUGUAAAGAAUCCUUUGGAUUGAGACAUUUUUACUGCUGUAUAGCGAUAUCUGACACACCUUCUCUCGGGAGGUUUGGCUCUCUGUUGCAGAGAGAAGAUCUCCUGGGUUUUUUUGAGCCAGUAUUCAGACAAUGUAAGCACAAUGAACACAAAGCAUUUUGUGGCACUUCAUAAUAAAGAGUAAUCUUAACCAAC